AUGGGUGAAGAAUAUUUUGGAUUCUCUUGGACUCGCAAUGAGAACAGAAAAAACGUCACCAUAUAUGUUAACAAUCCAGUGGACAUCUCAGUGAUUGUUAUAUAUUUUCUGGUGGUUCUGGCUGUGGGAAUAUGGGCAAUGGUACGGACCAAUCGAGCCACAGUAGGAGGCUUUUUCCUGGCUGGCAGAAGUAUGGUGUGGUGGCCGAUUGGAGCCUCUCUCUUUGCAAGUAACAUCGGAAGUGGGCAUUUUGUGGGAAUAGCAGGAACUGGAGCAGCUGCUGGUAUUGCUAUCGGAGGUUUUGAGUGGAAUGCUCUUGUUGUAGUGAUUAUUCUGGGAUGGCUCUUCGUGCCCAUCUACAUUAAGGCUGGGGUCGUGACCAUGCCAGAGUACCUGAAGAAACGCUUUGGUGGGCAGCGGAUCCGUAUCUACCUCUCCGUGCUCUCCCUGUUUCUCUAUGUUUUCAUCAAAAUCUCUGCGGACAUGUGUGCAGGAGCCAUUUUCAUCAACCAGGCUCUGGGACUAAACAUUUACCUGGCCGUGAUUAUUCUGCUGCUCAUUACAGCUCUUUAUACAGUAACAGGUCUGUUGACUGAAAUACUGCACACUAUAAACUGUUACUCAUCUAUCUCCCUCAUGACUAAACCCAUUGACGACAAACAUCUGUACAGGGUCUGCUGGAGUUUGAGGAACAGCACUGAGGAAUGGAUUGAUCUGGAAGAAGAUGACUGGACUGACGAUCAGGAUUCAGAUUCUGUGCAAACAGAAGAGGUGCGCAAGGAUCCAAGCUGUUGGAAGAAGGCCUACAACUGGUUCUGCACUUUUGAUCAAAGUGAUGCACCUAAACUGACCAAAGAACAGGAGACAGAGUUGAAUAUGAAGCUCACGGACACCACUGAGAAACCUCUAUGGAGAAACUUGGUCAACGCUAACGCUAUUAUCCUCCUCACCAUCUGUGUCUUCUUCCAUGGUUUCUUUGGCUAAAAAUCAUCAGUAUCAACUAACUCUGUUAAGGAUAUUAGAGCUGUAUUCUGUGGAAAAGAAAUUGUACCUUAUCAGUAACAACAAGCUAAACAUAAUUAAUCUGAUUGUAAGUAGUUACAAAAGUUCCUCUUGAAACACUCCACACUUCCUUAUAAUAUCCUCCACAAAAACGUCCUUACUGCUGCCUACUGUUUUUGAUUUGAUGGCAGGAAGUAGAAAAAAUAUAUAUUUUUGACUUUCAUUUUAAACCCAAGACUAAAACUUAUAAUCAUUUCCUUGUUUUUCUUCCUUGUAGUCAUGUCAAAUCUUUCUUAGCUGCUACAGUAUCUAAUUUAACACAUGCCUGACUGUUUUUACUGUACAUUUGUUUACCGCACGUUCUUCCUUUAUAACUUUAACAAAUUACAGAGUAAUAGUUUCAAGUAAUAAUAUGAAGUUGGAGCUAGCUUUGUUGUUUGUUCCCUGUAAAGUCUUCUGAUGCAUUAUGAUCAAAUCAAUGCAAAGCCUUUUUCUGUGCUAUUUUUAACAUGCCUCUCAUCUACCAUUU
Molecule: messenger RNA, 1531 nt
Organism: Sinocyclocheilus grahami
Lineage: Eukaryota; Metazoa; Chordata; Actinopteri; Cypriniformes; Cyprinidae
Product: sodium/glucose cotransporter 1-like
Exons: 9
Coding region: 1-984 (327 amino acids)
Biological process (GO): sodium ion transport; transmembrane transport
Cellular component (GO): plasma membrane
Molecular function (GO): D-glucose:sodium symporter activity
Source: RefSeq, a predicted model, not a curated record